CUGUGGAUUUUGGCAGCCGAUCCCGUCUGGGAACUGAGCAGGGAGGCAGAAAAUGAAAGCCGGCUGCAGCAUCGUGGACAAGCCCGAAGGAGGAGGGGGCUACCAUUUCCCAGAGUGGGCUUACAAGACGGAGUCGAGCCCCGGCUCCCGGCAGAUCCAGCUGUGGCAUUUCAUCCUGGAGCUGCUCCAGAAGGAGGAAUUCCGGCACGUCAUCGCCUGGCAGCAGGGGGAAUACGGGGAAUUCGUCAUCAAGGACCCCGACGAGGUCGCUCGGCUCUGGGGGCGACGCAAGUGCAAGCCCCAGAUGAAUUAUGACAAGCUCAGCCGAGCCCUCAGAUAUUACUACAACAAGAGGAUCCUGCACAAGACCAAGGGCAAAAGAUUCACCUACAAAUUCAACUUCAACAAAUUGGUGAUGCCAAAUUAUCCCUUCAUCAACAUCCGGCCCAACGGCGUCGUCCCUCAGAGCGCUCCGCCCGUCCCCACCGCCUCUUCCCGCUUCCACUUCCCCCCUCUGGACCCUCACUCCCCCACCGACGAUUCCCAAUCCCGCUUCCCGCCGGGAUCCCUGCUCCAGCCUCACCCCGAAUCCUUGGGAGACGCCGACAGGAAGCCGGAAUCCUCGGAAUUGGAGGAAAACCCUUCGGAUUGGCGCCGGGAUCUGCUGGCUCCGUCUCAUUCAUCCGCCGCCGGCGCCGCCGCCGCCGCCGCCGCCGCUCCCAAACGCAAGCCCGACGUGGUUCUCCCGCUGUUUUCCAGACCGGGAAUUUUCCCGGAUCACCCUCACAGCCCUUUCGCCGUCUCGCCGUUGGCGGGGCGUCCCGGCGUGCUCAACGUUCCCAUUUCCCCGGCCUUAUCCCUGACUCCGACGCUCUUUUCCUACAGCCCCUCGCCGGGGCUGAGCCCGUUCGCCGCCGGGAGCAGCUGCUUCUCCUUCAACCCCGAGGAAAUGAAGCACUACCUGCAUUCCCAAGCCUGCUCCGUGUUCAAUUAUCACCUGAGCCCUCGGACUUUUCCGCGUUAUCCCUUGGUGGUGCCGCCCUUGCAGUGCCCGGUGCCGCUGGAGGAGCAGCCGCAAUUCCCCAUCAAGCUCCAACCUCCUCCCGCCGGCCGGAAAAACCGGGAAAGGCUGGAAAGCCCCGAGGCGGCUCCGGUGAAUCCCAGGGUGAAGGUGGAGCUGGAGGAGAAAGAGGAAAAAGGGGAAAAACGGGAGGAGGAGGAGGAGGAGGAGGAGGAGGAGGAAGAAGGGAAAACGGUUUUCGCCCGGCCGGCGGCUCCGGCGUGGAUCCCGGCGCAUCCCGGUUUUUCCGGAGACGACGGCGCCGAGAAAACAUCCCGGGAUUCCUCGGGCGACGCCGGCAAUCCGGAGAGGAGGGAGGACGCCCUGAUGCCGCCCAAGCUGAGGCUGAAACGCCGCUGGAACGGAGAUUCCCGGCAGGAAAUUCCCGAGGAUUCCCGGCAAAACGGGAUCUGGCACCUCCCCAAAGCCGUGGCCGCCGCUUCCGACACCUAAUCCCGGGAAAAACGCAAAACGAAACACACAAACACACACAAAAAUCACCUUGGGAGAACGGCCGGCAAAGAAAUCCGUGUAUUUAUGUAGCAAGGUUGCCGAGAAAUUCGGGAUAAAAAAA
This is a messenger RNA of Pseudopodoces humilis (Tibetan ground-tit), 1634 nucleotides long. The record is from RefSeq and is a predicted model, not a curated record. Lineage: Eukaryota; Metazoa; Chordata; Aves; Passeriformes; Paridae.